AUGCCUCCUUCGAGGAACAGAAACCAUAGGAUCGAGAAGUCAGAUAGAGCAUCUCCCCAAUCUCCAUCUUCGCAUGCAUCUACGUCGCGGUCAAGCCGCGGUUCUCGUCAAAACGCCUCAGGACGCGUCUUCACAGACGUAAUUCUCACGAUAAAACCCGUAUAUGCGGGCUUGAUUCGGAAACGCGAGAAAAACCACGAGUUCCGAGGAUACAGGCUGCGCGCCGGAGUGCAACGUCUAUGGUUAUACGAAUCUUCGCCUGUGUGCGCCCUCACCUGUUUAAUUGAGACUGCAGCGCCCAAAGUUCCAGGCGAAAUCUGCGAUCCAAGCGGGAUUGGCAACGAUGAAUUCGACGCCGGCCAGUCCGCGUCAUAUGCAUAUCCCAUCCUGGGGCUCUUCACUCUCGGACAACCCGUUUCUCGCGUAGAGAUGAAAGCGCGGUUUGGUGUUUAUGCUCCCCAAGGGUACUGCUAUGCGAAAGAACAGCUGCUCACGGGACUACCAUUGGAUGUGAUGGACAGGUCAUUCUGA
Messenger RNA from Sparassis crispa, 531 nucleotides. RefSeq lists its product as hypothetical. The record is from RefSeq and is a predicted model, not a curated record. NCBI's taxonomy places the organism in Eukaryota, Fungi, Basidiomycota, Agaricomycetes, Polyporales, Sparassidaceae. The transcript is spliced from 2 exons. The coding region runs from base 1 to 531 and encodes 176 amino acids.